GUCACGGUCGAGGAAUCGAUGAACUCGAGUUCGUCGUCGUGCGUCACCCACUGCAGGGAGUCCGUUGGGCGACCAUCCUCAGCGAGAAAGCUGGAGUGCUCGAGGCCGAGGACUGGGUGGACACGGGGUUACGUGAGCCAUCCGGGGAUCCGUCGUCGGGCCAAGGCCAUCCUGGAUUUCCUCUCCACCGCGAGCUCGGCCUCCUCUGAAUUCCAUAUCCGUGGGGUCUUCGGCAACAGUCCGGACACAAGCAAGGCGCUGAGAAUACUUUUGCGGACAGAAAAAAUAAGGAGGUCCGGAGUUGGAGGCAGAGCGGAUCCUUUCCUUUACACGGUAGCGGGUUCCCGCGGCGACGUCGUUUCAGCCUGAAUGACGACGACUGGUCUCAUUGGAUCUCCCUCACGGAUUUUCGGCCUCUUGUCAUAUGAAGGAUCCGAUUGAUCGGUCGUUUCAACGUUAGUUAGCAGAUCAAUGUGCCUUAAUUGUAUCAUAGAUGGGAGAGAGCGUUGCAGAGUCCUCAUCCGCAACAAAAGAAUAAAAGAGGCCGAAGAACAGGUAGUACGGUGUAUCUACAGUUUUUUGUUCUUUCUUUGGUAGCUACACUCUUCAUAUUGGUCAUUUUGGUCUGAAUGCGUACCAACCUAGCUAUUCUCGCUCUUGCUCCUACAAGUCUGCCAUAGAAAGAAAACAGAACAUCUAGAACAGAGAUGUCAGCGGGUCCAAAUAGGGUUUGGCCCUGGCUUUACCAAGCCCAACUCAAUGGGGUCCGGCUUAUCUGGAUUUAAAUUCAGGGCCGGAUUUGUCGCAAACAAAAUCAGGACCUGGA
Nymphaea colorata (pocket water lily) is the source of this 826-nucleotide messenger RNA. RefSeq lists its product as uncharacterized. NCBI's taxonomy places the organism in Eukaryota, Viridiplantae, Streptophyta, Magnoliopsida, Nymphaeales, Nymphaeaceae. The record is from RefSeq and is a predicted model, not a curated record. The transcript has 3 exons. The coding region runs from base 19 to 369 and encodes 116 amino acids.